ACAAAAAGAGGAAGCCAACAAGCGCUGGGAAUCUGAACACCAGGCACAGGAGCCACACCAGAACUGGAAAAACAGAUGAGAAGAGAGGGGAGAAAGGAGGAGAAACUGGGGCGCACGCAUAUUAGUGACACACAUUAACAUCGUCAGGAACGGAGCGGAGGGAGAGGAAGAAGACGGAGAAAGUGCUGAUGGCAGAAGUGUGGUGGCGCUCUGACCCAGGACCUGAGAGGGACUACCCCCCUUGUUACUUCCUUCAUCUGUGUCCUGUCUCCUUAUCCGUUUUCUGACCCUCUCCCCUCCUCCCUCCCCCUCCUCUCCCCCUCUCUCACAUGCCAUCGCUUGCGGACCGUUCCCACAGUCAGACAAGGGAGAGCGCAGCGGCUGUAUCGCAUCUCCGUGUCUCUCAGCGUGUUUUUCCUUCCUCUGCCAUCCCCCUGCACUCUCUCCACCUCCUCUGUUUUACACUCUGCAGCUAAAAUCCUUUUGGCAGAACUAUAUAUGUAUAUAUUUGUAUAUAUAUAGAUAUAUGCACAUAUAUCCUCAAGCUCGGCAUCAAAGGGAAGAAUCAAGAGAAAAGAAGAUCUUUAAGGGAAUAAAUUGGAGAUCUUGCUAAGAACUGAAGAGUCUUUGUUUUUUGUAGGGUUUUGAUGACCUGCUCUGCAGUUUCUUCCCUAUAAAGGAAGAGUAGAAAUAGGAGGUUUGAUGUAAGCACUGGGAAUUAAAAAGAGAAGAGGAAAAACAUCCUGCAAGUUUCCUCUGUUUCAAAGAAUAAAGUGACUCACGUGAAAAUGAAGAAUUUCUGAAGUGCACAAAUGAAGACUUGAGCUGGAAAGAACUUCAGAAGGAAACUCCGGGACGCCACCUGAGCAAAAGAGGACAGACUCAAAGCAAGAGAUUUGAAGUCUUCAGACUGACCCGUUAGUCUCUCCGUCAGUCUGCAGCUUUCCUCCCAGUCUCAGGUUGUGCCACCUCUCUUGAAGCUCAGCCAUGCAGGUGUCCAUCGCCUGCACGGACCACAACCUGAAGAGAGGAAAUGGGGACCACAGCAAGCAGAGCGCCACCAGCCCCAACGUGGUCAACCAAGCCAGGGCCAAGUUCCGCACUGUGGCCAUCAUCGCUCGCAGCUUCGGCGCCUUCACUCCACGCCACAUCUCGCUCAAAGAGUCAACAGGGAAACACACGGGCAUGAAGUACAGGAACCUUGGAAAGUCAGGUCUCAGAGUUUCAUGCUUAGGACUGGGUACGUGGGUGACAUUUGGAGGACAGGUAACGGAUGAGGUUGCGGAGCAGCUAAUGACCAUCGCGUACGAGAGUGGAGUCAACUUGUUCGACACGGCUGAGGUCUACGCAGGUGGCAGGGCCGAAAUCAUCCUGGGAAACAUCAUCAAGAAGAAGUGCUGGAGGCGGUCAAGCUUGGUCAUUACUACUAAACUUUACUGGGGAGGAAAAGCCGAGACGGAGAGAGGACUGUCGAGGAAACACAUCAUCGAAGGUCUAAAAGGCUCUUUACAAAGGAUGCAGUUGGAGUAUGUGGAUGUAGUUUUUGCCAACCGCCCGGACAGUAAUACUCCCAUGGAGGAGAUUGUUCGAGCUAUGACCUAUGUCAUAAACCAAGGUAUGGCAAUGUACUGGGGAACAUCACGGUGGACGGCCAUGGAGAUCAUGGAGGCGUAUUCUGUGGCAAGACAGUUUAAUCUGAUCCCUCCGGUGUGUGAGCAGGCGGAGUACCACCUCUUCCAGAGAGAGAAAGUAGAGGUGCAGCUGCCUGAACUUUACCAUAAAAUAGGAGUUGGGGCAAUGACAUGGUCACCGCUGGCGUGUGGCAUCAUUACGGGGAAAUAUGAAAACGGCAUCCCCGAGUCUUCCAGGGCCUCCAUGAAGUCCUAUCAGUGGUUGAAGGAGAAAAUAGUGAGUGAAGACGGAAGGAAGCAGCAAGCAAAGCUGAAAGAGCUCAACCACAUUGCAGAGAAGCUGAGCUGUACCCUGCCUCAACUAGCCGUCGCAUGGUGUCUAAGAAAUGAGGGAGUGAGCUCAGUCCUUUUGGGAACAUCCAACCCUGAGCAGCUAACAGAGAACCUUGGAGCCAUACAGGUUCUUCCCAAGAUGACCUCUCAUGUAGUGUCAGAGGUCGACCACAUCCUGGGCAACAGACCAUACAGCAAGAAGGACUACCGCUCUUAGUGGACUACGGAGGUCAGCGGCUCCUUCCUGUUUCACCAUACUGCUACCUUGGACCCCCCUGUCCAGUCAUCAUGACCACGGUUCUCUCCUUGAGGUCCAAUAAACCUCCAGCCCACAUCAGCCUGACUGACAGUCUUGCUAAGUCCACAUCGCAUACCGUUUCCGUUUGCAACUUCAGCUUUGAUCAGCUCCAUCAGGUUCAUCUCAGGUGUAAUCCAGCUCAGCCAAGAAAUGCUUACACUUUUGCAUCCUCAAAAAGUAAAUCAAAACGUUAUUAAAACAUGAAAAAAGUGUUAUCCUCAUUAGCAACAUUGUGCAGAUAUAACUAUGCAGCGCUUAGAGAAACCCACGUCGGAGUUCAGAGCUUACAGAG
Messenger RNA from Cololabis saira (Pacific saury), 2554 nucleotides. RefSeq names its product potassium voltage-gated channel subfamily A regulatory beta subunit 1a (gene kcnab1a). Gene Ontology annotation, molecular function: transmembrane transporter binding; voltage-gated potassium channel activity; potassium channel regulator activity. Gene Ontology annotation, biological process: negative regulation of delayed rectifier potassium channel activity; potassium ion transport; transmembrane transport. The record is from RefSeq and is a predicted model, not a curated record. Bases 988 to 2181 code for a protein of 397 amino acids. Gene Ontology annotation, cellular component: voltage-gated potassium channel complex; extrinsic component of cytoplasmic side of plasma membrane; juxtaparanode region of axon. Lineage: Eukaryota; Metazoa; Chordata; Actinopteri; Beloniformes; Belonidae. The transcript has 14 exons.